Molecule: messenger RNA, 1396 nt
Organism: Owenia fusiformis
Lineage: Eukaryota; Metazoa; Annelida; Polychaeta; Sabellida; Oweniidae
Source: the annotation of a GenBank genome assembly
GAAGCAGAAGAUGUUUUGGACUUGGACAGUCUUUAUUUUCAUGGCACCCCUCCUUGCCAAAGGACAAAAAGGGAAACUAUGUGGAGAUGUGGUGUUUGCACUACAAACAUCGUGCAACCUGGAUAAAUGGAUAAUAGACAAUGCUCAGACAUUCAUGACUAGUAUUGCCAUGAAAUUGUCAGAUCAUCAAAAAUCAACCAUGUCUCUUAUAACAUACAGCGAUAAUGCUGCAGAGGUAAUUGCUCCGAGAAGUCCUGCAAAAUUUCAGAAGACAUUGUCAAAUGAUGGUAUAAAAAGGGGUGAUGAUUGUCCUAAUAAUAUGAAGGCAAUAACAGCAAAAGCGCUUCAACUUGUCAGACCAACUAGUGAUAAGACAGUCGCUGAUAAGCUAGUCGUUGUUCUCAAUGACGGCAUCUCCUUUGAUCGGAAAUCAAACAUGGAUGCAACGUUGGACCAGACAAAACAAGGAAUAAACAAAUUAAAGGCCAAUGGUGCAAAAUUCGCAACAUUCAACUUGUAUAAUGAUAUUAAAGAAAUUGACGAUGACAAAAAUCUUGAAUUAGAAUAUGAGCUUUACGAUCCAAUAUUUGAGAUGGACUUCGGCGCGGAUUAUAGGGAUCAGUUUGUCAACAAAUUAUUUGGUAUGGAUGGGUUUCUUUGCACAGAGUCUGAUGUGCCGCAAACAACCACCCCACCACCCUGCGUUGUUCCGACAUUGGAUCUUAUGUAUGUGAUCGAUCGAUCCGAGUCCAUCUCCGAAGAGAAUAUCGAAAAAGUGAAAAAAUUCUUGAUACAUCAGAGCAAAAGUAUAAUAGAAGAUUCCCCAGACACAUCAAUCGGGGCCAUUUCUUACAACAGGCAUUCUUAUACUGAAUUGAACUUGACACAAGAUUCGACAAUCAUAGAAAAGGCACUGAGAAACAUUUCAAACACUACUGGUAAAGGGACCUACACUGAUAAAGCACUGAAAAAGGCUCGGUUGGUAUUAGAGGGACUCGUAAACAAUGACAAUCACCAAUAUCAUACAAAGUUGAUUAUACUAAUUACCGAUGGAGUGAAUAACAAAUAUCCACUUUUGAGCAAAACUGUUACAAGUGCAGCGGAGCAAACUAAAUAUUCAAAGUUUACAAUUAAUCAAGCUAAACUACUUGCACCAGAUAUAGAUUUGAUGAUAAUAGGAUUACCUAACACUAGGAGUUUGAAAAAGAAUGACACAAUGGCCCAAGCAAAGUUUAAUGCAAGUAGAGCUGAAUGGAACGGCGCGAUCGUAGCAAGGUAUGGGGAAGGGACAAAUAAGUUGAAGACCAAUUUGUUCCCUUUGGAAAACAUGGCGGGGAUGAAGGAUAGAUUUGCUGAAAUCCUGGAUUCAGUGUGCCACAGCGGCAAUACAGUCUAA